Molecule: messenger RNA, 2907 nt
Organism: Syngnathus acus (greater pipefish)
Lineage: Eukaryota; Metazoa; Chordata; Actinopteri; Syngnathiformes; Syngnathidae
Product: E3 ubiquitin-protein ligase Topors-like
Exons: 4
Coding region: 218-2629 (803 amino acids)
Biological process (GO): protein monoubiquitination; protein polyubiquitination
Molecular function (GO): metal ion binding; ubiquitin protein ligase activity
Source: RefSeq, a predicted model, not a curated record
GAUGACGUCUCAGAAGUCCACCAGAAGCAGAAGCUCAGCUUCUCGUUUGUCGGCCAAUAUGGCGCAAAGAUUCACCGAUAUGUUGACGGGAUAGGGGCGUCUUUCCUCCCUCAAGUCACCCAAAGUCAAGGAGCAAGUUCGGCUGCCGACGGAUGAGUGAGAGCCUCAUGAAAAGGUGCCAGAUCGAGCAGCGAAAGUGACUGAUCGCGCCUCGGUGAUGGCCCCCACAGCGAUGAAGCUGCGCGUUCGCCGCCGUCACACCAACAAUAGCGACCGCCCACCCGAGGAAGCGCUGAGGACUCGAGGAAGUCGCCGAAGGAAGAAAACUAGCCCCGAUACGCAGGCCGCCGCGUCGUCAGGUUUCACGACGUCCGCCCGAGCAGCUCUGAUGUCGGAAGAGACGUCACCCGAUUCCAAGUGUCCCAUCUGCUUGGACCGCUUCAACAACAUGGCGUAUUUGGACCGCUGCCUGCAUCGCUUCUGUUUCCCAUGCAUCCAGGAGUGGUCGCACAACAAAGCCGAGUGUCCGCUUUGCAAACAACCCUUCGCCUCCAUCUUGCACUCCGUGCGCGCCGAGGAUGACUUCAAGGAAUACAUGCUGCGUCCCGCCCCCAACGACAGCAGUGUGGCGGCCACUGUGGCCAUGGUAGCCGCCAUGGCGUCGGCGGCGAGGAGCGACCAGUUGAGGCUAAUGCUCAGGAGGCAUCGGGUGGACGAUGACACCGUACCAGCCACCAGAAGCCGCAGGAGGGAGCGAGAAGGAGCGGGAAGGAGCGAGGAUGAGCAAGGGGUUUGGGAGUGGUAUCUGGACGUCCCGCCGCUUCCUCUGGCCCCGCAUCACGGCGGCCCGAGCGCCGGGGCUGACCUGGCUGAUCGGGGCGUCAUAUUUGAAGGCUUAUCCGGCCUCGGUGAAGCCGCGGCGGGUCAAAUGUCGCGCCGCCUUCUCACCCAAUUGGCUGCCAGGCUCCGUCUUCAGCGAGAAGGCAUGGCGGCACGGCCUCUGAGGGAGGACGAGAUGAUGGCCUUUCGCCGCGCCCUAUAUCGUAGCGGCGUCCGUGUGCGCGGCGUGGCGGGUGCCGGUGCUACCCAGCCGCAGCGUGACAUUUCGGCGGAUGGCUUCCGCCAGGACCCGAGCCAGCCCACCCGACUGCGGCCUUGGCUGAGGCGCGAGCUGACGGUGCUGUUCGGCGCUCACGAGCUGGUGACGAGCAUUGUGCAGCGUGUCAUCACAGCGCGAAUGGCCCACCUCGGCUUAGAGGACGCGGCCGGCAUGGAGCAAGAGCUGCAGCCCUACUUUUUGGGGCAAACGGAGCACUUCGUCCACGAGCUGGUCUGCUUCGCCCGCUCGCCGCUCAGCCUGGACGAGUAUGACCUGCACGCCGCCUACCAUCCAACGCCUGCCGACGGCAGCGGCUCCGCUUCCAGCUCUGUCAUUGCCAUCUCCGAAGAAGAGGAGGAAGAGGGCCAGAGCCAGCGCACUGACCAGACGCCAGGCCCCUCGUACUCGUUGACGUCGCCGCUCUCCAGCCCCGCCACGCAGGAGGACGAGGGCGAGUGUAUGAUCGUGGGCUACAAAAAGCCCAUGGCCGAACGCACGCCGGAGCUCGUGCACUUGUCGUCCGACUCCGAGCGUUCGUCGCCCGUCGUCCCGCCCUCCACCUCGGCCGCCUGCCAAGAGAAAGAGCCCGCGGCGGGCUCAGUGAGUCCGGUCCGCAUGCUCACUUCGCCGCCGCCACCUGCUGCCAAAAAAAAGAAAAAGAAGAGGAGGAGCCAAGAGCGUAUGAGGAAAAGCGGCACUUUGGCCAAUCCAAACCGCUCCAUCUACCCGGCCAUGAUGCGCUCCCUUUCCUUCUCCAGCAUUGAUUCCGGAUCUCCGCUCGCCAUCAGCCCGUCACCCUUCAGCUGGGAAUACUCCCAAUUGUCAACAUCCUCAUUAUCCCUCUCAUCUUCUUCCGCCUCCCCCGCCUGCUCCUCAUCACCUGCGCCGUCGUCCCCUCUCUCACCGUCGCGCUCCUGCGGCGAGAAGCCCGGCGGGAAGAGGAAGUACAAGAGCCGGCACCUAGACGAGCACAACCCAUCCGGAAGUAGGCGGCGAGGGAGGGAGCGCAGCAAGAGAAAGAAUGACGCACGCAAGAUGGCCGGCGGCGGCGACAGCGGCAGCACGAGAGAGCUCGAACGGGAGCGUAGUCCCAGCGUGGAGAUCGUGUACGAGGGCACCGUCCCACCCAAGCGCCAUCGGAAGAUGCAGCAAAACAGCAGGGCACCGCCCAUCAUCACGCUGGACAGCAGCGACAGCGACAAUUCUUCAGAUCUACCCGCUGUCCUGUCUCUGAGCUCAGAUGCCACCGGUGUGGUGUGCGGGCCGGCGGACGUCAUGGACGUUGAGCUUUUAAAUGAGCCGCCGGCGGCUGUUUGCCAGGUGAGAUGCCACCCACUGACACCUGCACCCCUACUCAAACUUCAGAAUGAAGGCACCAAGGAGGAUGAGGAGGAAGUUGCCAACUUUUCCCCACCCUCCUCUUCCCUUGCCUUCCUCUCUCACACCACUGACCUCUUCCAAAUCGACGCGGCCGCCGGAGGCGAGCUCAGUGCCCCGCCCUCCCCUUCUGUCAUGUCACGUCCCCUCUGAUGUCACCGCUGGCGUUCUCCAAUCGCGUGAGCCCAACCGUUCUUUUAUUCCGCCUCUCGAUAUUCAACCCAGUUUCCAUGGCAACGCAUCCCGGACUCUAGUCAGAUGCCGUUGUGUUCAUUCAUGGCCACUGGAUGGCGUACCUACCGAGGCUUUAAAAUAAUGUCGAGCCUUAUUUCUAAGUGCUUUUAAUGUGAAAUUGAGUUAGCAGUGUGGGUGUUGAUGACGUCACUCACACACGCACUCACUUGAUGACAAUAAAACAUUUUCAGGGGAUU